Molecule: messenger RNA, 2769 nt
Organism: Ahaetulla prasina
Lineage: Eukaryota; Metazoa; Chordata; Lepidosauria; Squamata; Colubridae
Product: L-amino-acid oxidase
Exons: 7
Coding region: 74-1624 (516 amino acids)
Biological process (GO): amino acid catabolic process
Molecular function (GO): polyamine oxidase activity; L-amino-acid oxidase activity
Source: RefSeq, a predicted model, not a curated record
GUUUUGAGCACUUUACGUAGCAUCAUUAAAUCUUCUUCCAAGCAUUGCCAUUGAUAGUCUCCAAGCCAACAAGAUGAAUGUCUUCUUUAAUUUCUCACUGCUGCUCUUGGCUGCCUUGGGAAGCUGUGCAGAUGACAGAAGCCCCCUAGAAAAAUGUUUCCAAGAAGCUGAUUAUGAAGAAUUUCUAGAGAUCGCCAGAAAUGGUCUGAAACAGACAUCAAAUCCAAAGCAUGUUGUGGUUGUAGGUGCAGGAAUGGCUGGUCUUAGUGCAGCCUACGUUCUUGCAGAGGCUGGACAUAAGGUGACGGUUCUUGAAGCUAGUGAACGUGUGGGAGGACGAGUGACCACGUAUCGAAAUGACAGAGAAGGCUGGUAUGUCAAUCUGGGACCCAUGCGUCUCCCCGAGAAACACAGGAUUAUCCGAGAAUAUAUCAGAAAGUUUGAUCUCCAGUUGAACGAAUUUUUUCAGGAAAAUGAGAAUGCCUGGUAUUUUAUUAAAAACAUCAGGAAGAGAGUAUGGGAAGUCAAGAAAGACCCCGGCCUCUUGAAAUAUCCCGUGAAGCCCUCAGAAGAAGGCAAAUCUGCUUCACAGCUAUAUCAAGAGUCUCUCAAAAAGGUUAUAGAAGAAUUGAAAAGGACUAACUGCAGCUACAUAUUAAAUAAAUAUGACACCUACUCAACGAAGGAGUAUCUAAUUAAAGAAGGAAAUCUGAGCCGUGGAGCUGUAGAUAUGAUUGGAGACUUACUGAAUGAAGAUUCUUCCUAUUACGUAUCUUUUACUGAGAGCCUGAAAAAUGCUGGUAUCUUCUUUAACGAAAAAAGAUUUGAUGAAAUUGUUGGCGGAUUUGAUCAGUUACCUAUAUCCAUGUAUCGAGCCAUUGCGGAAAUGGUGCAUCUCAAUGCCCGAGUAAUCAAGAUACAACAGAAUGCUGAGAAAGUCAGAGUGGAAUAUCAAACCCCGGCAAAGACCUUGUCAAAUGUGAUAGCUGAUUAUGUCAUUGUGUGCUCCACAUCAAGGGCCACCCGUCGCAUCUAUUUUGAACCACCCCUUCCACCAAAAAUAGCACAUGCUUUGCGGUCUACCCACUACAUAAGUGGCACCAAGAUCUUCCUCACUUGCACGAAGAGGUUUUGGGAGGCUGACGGCAUUCAUGGUGGGAAGUCCACAACUGAUCUUCCAUCCCGAUUCAUCUACUAUCCUAACCAUAACUUUACUAGUGGCAUUGGGGUUAUUGUGGCCUAUGUCAUUGCUAAUGAUGCCGAUUUCUUUCAAGCUCUUGAUAUCAAGAACACUGCUGAUAUUGUCAUUAAUGACCUUUCAUUCAUCCAUCAGCUGCCCAAGAAAGAGAUCCAGGCCUUCUGUUACCCCUCGGUAGUUAAAAAAUGGAGCCUGGAUAAGUAUGCUAUGGGUUCUAUAACCUCCUUCACUCCCUACCAGUUUCAAGAUUAUAGUGAACCACUCGCUACACCUGUAGGCAGAAUCUACUUUGCAGGGGAGCACACUACCAAACUUCAUGGUUGGUUGGAUGGCGCAGUUAAGUCAGGGCUGAAAGCAGCAAGAGAUGUGAAUCGUGCUUCUGAGAAGCCAUCAAGAAUCCACCUGAUCAGUGAUAAUCAACUUUAAGAAGGAGGUCAACGAAAGGAGAAUUAUAAACAGAGAACUAUAGCCACUUUCCCCAUUCUUGCAACUUCCAGAUGUUUCAGACUAAAAUUUCCAGAAUAUCUGGAAAUUCUAGGAGUUGUCAUCCCAGGAGUUUGGAGCCAGAAGGAAUUGGGGGAAAUAAGCUGAUUUGGCCUAACUAAAUUAUCACGUUAUAUCAGCCAAAACAUGUCAAUCUAUCUAAGAGCAUUUUAGAGGAAACAAAGAUAAACCACAGAAUGAAAAGGAUUACUAGCAUGCCACCACAAUUUGGAAAGGAAGUUCUCUCAGGAAAAUCUAUAUAUACUACUAAAAUUCUCAUUUCUGUAAUCUUUAACUGGGCGAAACAGUGCAUCAUAGGGCAAGAAUUUUUGAACCAAACUACCUCUAAUGGGCUAACCUUACAAAAAGCAUCCAAAAUCCAAAACCCAUGAUUCUCCUAGUACUAAAAUUUGGCAAAUUUUAUGAAACAUUUUAUGUCAUUUGUUACAAAUGCUAUAGUGUUUCCUGCUUGAGCAGAAGGUUACAUUAGAAGACCUCCAAAGUCCCUUCCAACUCUAUUAUUCUGACAGAAAAAAUUAUCAUUAUUAUAAUACAAGAUGCCAUAAAACAUUUCCUGUGCUGAUGUUUUACUGUGCUAUACAGUUCACCAUGCAUUAUUUUCAAGGCAGAUGCAUCUGUGAAUGUGUCCCAACUUUUCAGUGAAGGUAGUACAUUAGCUCUGCCAUUGUUCAAGUGAUUGAGGAAUCUAGUAAAGAACUAUCUCUAAAGGGAUGACCAACAAGUCAUGGAUUGUCUAAAGAUAGGGUCCUUCUGUUGCCCUUCCCAAAAAGGAAUGGAAAAGAAACUAUAGUUAUUAUUACAAGCGGCUUUGUGAGUUUAUGCUACUACUUCAUUUUAAAAGAUCUCAUACGUAUAACCAUUUUUCUUUGGUACAUCAAGCAUCUACUGGUCCUAAGCUUUGAUUCUAUAUUUCCUGCAACCAUCAAAAAUUGCAAGUGCUACAGGUUCACUGAUGGGGAAGAAAACACAUUAUGACAUCAAGCAGGCCUGAAGACAACCUUAAUUUGCAAUUUCUCCAAUUUGCAACCGUCCUCUGAUUAGAGUUCUGGAAAAGCAGGAAAACAGAA